Messenger RNA from Paramacrobiotus metropolitanus, 1005 nucleotides. RefSeq lists its product as uncharacterized. Lineage: Eukaryota; Metazoa; Tardigrada; Eutardigrada; Parachela; Macrobiotidae. The transcript has a single exon. The record is from RefSeq and is a predicted model, not a curated record. Bases 235 to 837 code for a protein of 200 amino acids.
ACCAGUCAACGCAGCGGCUAAAAAUCCUAAACAGGCUAAACUCCAGAAAAACAAGCGCACAAAUGACAAAGAGUCCGAAGAGUUUUAAAAUCUGAUGAUUGAUCUGUUCUUUUGAUGUGACGAGUCUUAUUAUAAACUCCGAAAUGCUGGAUCACCAUUAAUUCAGUAACUCUGCACACGUGAUUAGUGAUUGGUAUUCCACGCUCUUGGCAGUCACAUCGGUACCAAACCGAGAUGCAUUUUCAUCGUUUGGUUAAUCUUCUGGACAGAUUACCUUUACAUCUUAGGCAUUCGAUAUUCACAGUGCCGCUGCUCGGGUCCAGAAAUGGUUAUACUCUGUGUACAUGUAAAUCCUUUUCCACGGCGAUCCCAUCCGUGGCUAUCGCGCAGCCUGAUAAAUCGCCAUCCUCUUCUACAGACGACCGACCAGUGCAGUUCUCGACUAGCCGAGCCUUCCUCCACAAAGUCUUUAAAGUGGAUAAGGAUAAUGCAAACACUGUCAACUCUCGGGUCGUGGCUGUGAGCCUACUGGUGUUUAUGGUAUAUUUCUUUUAUCUGCGCGAGGAGAACGAUCUGGACCGCUACAUGGAAACUCCGCUGUGGGAUCGAAUACCCGGGUUGGAAAAACAGACGGUCAUGGUUCUCAUUGAACAGCUCGAAAAGGCUGGCAAAGAUCCCAGUCUGGCAAAAGCCAGGCUGGCUGAAUUGCAGGCCGAAGAAGCUGCCGGGAUGGCACCGCACUUCCGGAAACCUCGAUUGGUUUCCAUUCAUCCACCGGAAUAUACUCCUGCGAAGGAGCUAGAACAUCGCAAAGCUGCACAGAGUGGAACAUCAUAGUUGUGGUUUCUCUUGCUUUACAAUUGAUGUGAUCGUCUCUGCUGUAUUAAGUGGCACUAGCCUAUCCCGCCUAUCAGCCUAUGUAAUGUUGUGAUUUUGAACCGAAUAAUAUUCUGUCGGGUUUUUUUCUCCACCUGAUCAGGCUGAUCAUAAUAUUAGUGAACUGCA